Xenopus laevis (African clawed frog) is the source of this 5891-nucleotide messenger RNA. RefSeq names its product calmodulin-regulated spectrin-associated protein 1-like (gene camsap1.L). The record is from RefSeq and is a predicted model, not a curated record. Lineage: Eukaryota; Metazoa; Chordata; Amphibia; Anura; Pipidae. The transcript is spliced from 19 exons. Bases 445 to 5250 code for a protein of 1601 amino acids.
AAUUCCAGAAGGCGGAUGCCUAAAGAACAGAAUGCUGCGCAUGCGCCGUAACGCAGACGGAUUCCCCAUCUCCAGCAGUAGCAACACGCCGCGCAUGCGCAUUUGAGCUUUCAAGCGGCCAGCGGAUCCUUGUGUGUUCCUAUCAGCGCUCCGGAACCGGCCGCGCACCUGAGGGAGGGGAAGAAGAAGAAGGAGGAGGUGGGACGGCGGCGGCUGCGGCGGGAUUGGAUUGGAAGUGCCCCCCCUUGCCCAGCAGUGACAGGAGCUGCUGUUUGGAGGGGGAAGAGCCCCGGUGACAGGAGGGAGGGGUCUGCGACUCCUCCCCGCUCUGCCCUGGCGGCCCUGCCGGCUCGGUGUGUGUUUGGGAACAGCCGGUUGUCAUGUAGGCCCCUGAAUUGAUUUGAUCCUCACCGGCACCUGUCCAUUCAUUCAUUCCCCCGAGAGAUGGUGGACGUCGGCCUUAGUGCGUCCGGCGACAGCGCCAGAAGAAAAAUGGACGCCUUUGCAGACUGCACUGUGGAAGUGGUGCCACUUGAUAUGUACGACUCCUUCAGGGCUAAGAUUGCUGCUAAUUUACAGUGGAUUUGUGCAAAAGCCUACGGAAUAGAUAAUGUCCCAGAGGAGCUGAAGGACCCUUUCUAUACAGAUCAGUACGAGCAGGAGCACAUUAAGCCACCUAUCAUCAAGCUGCUACUCUCCAGCGAGCUUUAUUGUCGGGUCUGCAGCCUCAUUCUGAAAGGGGAUCAGGUGGCCGCCUUGCAGGGUCACCAGCCCGUCAUUCAGGCUUUAUCUCGGAAAGGGAUUUACGUCAUGGAGAGCGAUGAUGCACCUGUGUCCGAAUCUGACCUCAGCUGCUCUCCAAUCAAAAUGAGUGCCCACAUGUCUAUGAUCGAUGCCCUUAUGAUGGCGUACACAGUGGAGAUGAUCAGCAUUGAGAAAGUGGUUGCUAGCGUCAAACGCUUUUCUACAUUCAGUGCCUCAAAGGAGCUGCCGUAUGAUCUAGAAGACGCUAUGAUUUUUUGGAUCAAUAAGGUGAAUCUGAAAAUGAGGGAGAUUUUAGAGCGAGAACAAAGGAUAAAACAACAAGUAAUAGAAAGUCCAAGCCAUCCAAAGUCUCCUUCAAAAUGGUAUUGGAAAUUAGUACCUGUACGUUACCGACGAGAUCAUCCCUCAAACAGGCACCUGCCUUACUUUCCUAUACUUGAAGAUCUAGUCAAGGACAUUAGCGACGGGGCAGCACUUCUUACAGUGAUACACUUCUACUGCCCCGAGCACAUGAAACUGGACGAUAUCUGCUUGAAGGAAGUUACGUCGAUGGCAGACAGUCUGUACAAUAUUCAGCUUCUUAAAGUGUUUUCCAGUGAAUAUUUAAACAAGUGUUUCUAUCUAACCUUGGAAGACAUGUUGUACUCCCCAUUAGUUCUGAAGCCCAACGUCAUGGUUUUUAUAGCUGAGCUUUUCUGGUGGUUUGAGAAUGUAAAGCCUGAUUUUGUUCAUCCCAGAGACACGCAAGAGCUUAAAGAAGCUAAAAUUGUGACGCAUCCAAAAAGUCGUCCCCAAGUUCCGAUUUCUAACGCAACUAAGCGCAGCUUUCUGGCUAGCCCGGGCAGUACAGCUGAUUCUCAGGCAGCAGCUGCAUCUGACUCUUGCAGCAGGAUUUAUCUACAGCCCGAGGAUGCAGAGAACGGAAAGGGAUGCUCAGUCUUCAGCCCAUCACACCCAUUAUUGCCUUUGAGACAAAAACAGCAGAAGUCUGUCAAGCCAGAAGAGAGUCCAAAUCACAGUGAUCGGGCUAACUCACUGACACGGGCUGACGGACAGCCUAUGGCCUCCAUUAUUGCCUGGCAAGAGAAAAAGCCAAGACCCCUUUCUCAGCCAUUUGUCCUCCACCAUGCAGCAGAUGAUGUAGAUGCAACAUCCGGGGAUAGCAUUAGCCUUGCCAGAUCUAUCAGCAAGGACAGCCUAGCCUCAAACAUCGUCAACCCAACUCCAAAGCAUCAGUCCUAUCCAACACCUAUGAAGAUUGGAUCCAGGAGCUUACUGGGCAAUGUUGAUAUAGAAGACGACGAUGAGGAAGAACUUGUUGCAUUCAUCAGGUCAGAUGAUGCAUCGUGUCCAGGAGACCUUGAGCUGCAGAGCGUCUCCUCCAGGGCUUCAAGUCAAAUGAGCACGUCAAGGUUGAGAAGGCCGGCAGAUUUAGAGAGCAAGCCAGAUAGUUUCUUCUUAGAGCCGCUAAUGCCUGCAGUGUUGAAACCGGCUAAAGAAAAACAGAUGGUUCCCAAAAGUGAAGAGUAUGGGGAAGGAAAACAAAAAGGGUUUCCUUCAAAAAGGCAAAAUGAUGGUAACCAAUCUUUUUCACGGAAAAAGUUAAUCAAUAAUCACACUGGACAUGACUUGAAUAGAACUUUUACUCCACUUUCUAGUGGGGAGUCUGCAUGUGUAACUAUCCCUUUAAGAACAGACCCUGCACAGCUUUCCAUAGAGAAUGGGAAUGGUACCUUCAGGCCUCUUGCUAUGUGUAGUGUGGAGACAAGUGAGCCUGUCGGGGGAUUCUUUCUUCAUGAUAUUAACACUGAUGAUGAUGAUGAUGAUGAUGAUGCUGAGGACAAGCCCAGCAUGAGCAAUUUAAUAAUGGAGGACCCUCAUAAGCCAGACACCACGUGGACAGUAUUAAGACCAGAUUCUGACAAUUUAGAUGUAGGUGGAUGUGAAGAAGUUGCUGUUUCCCACCCAGUGGGUAAAUACAUAGGUGAGGAGGAGUCUGCUAAGCUGCAAGAAGACCUGAAGGUUAAAGAGCACGAUGACAAAGACGAUGCAAGCGGACGCUCCAGCCCAUGCUUAAGUACCAUUUCCCAAAUCAGCAGUUUAUCCAUGGCUAGUGGGAGCGUCCGAAUGACUAGCUUUGCCGAGCGCAAAUUUCAAAGGCUUAACAGCUAUGAAACCAAGUCUAGUACUAGCAGCUCCCAGAAGACGACUCCUGAUGGAUCUGAGUGCUGUCCUCUUCCACUGACAACCUGGAAACAAAGGAGAGAACAAAGCCCUGGCCGUCAAAACAAAGAUCAUGCCAAUGUUAUAGCUUCUGAGCUAGUCCAGCUUCACAUGCAGCUAGAGGAGAAGAGGCGCACAAUCGAGGCUCAGAAGAAAAAGAUGGAGUCUCUGUCUGCCAGGCAACGAUUAAAAUUGGGUAAAGCGGCCUUCCUGCAUGUUGUGAAAAAAGGAAGACCAGAAACUAUAGCUCAGCCGUUGAAGCCAGAGCAUGGCUUAAAGGAGUACACUAAACGGACACCCGAGGAUAUAGACACUGUUUCUGUAAACGCUAAAGUGGAGCAAUACUUGGAGACCAUAGACCCUGGAACUGUGAGCAGUGAUGUUAAAAUUCAUGAAGCCUUUGCAGACCCCAAACAGAAAGCCCCCGCCUUGUUAGAAGCAGAUAUAUGCAAUUUAAUCACAAACGCUAAUCCUGAGGAUAUAGACUCUGAAAUCGAUGUCAACGAGUGUGAUCUUUCUAUUGAAAAGCUGAAUGAAACCAUCAGCACACUGCAGCAGGCGAUAAUGAAAAUAUCCCAGCAACAAGAGAUGCUAAUGAAGGCACCCUCCAUGGCUGUCCUUCCUCUCCCCAGCAAUGCCCAAGACCAUAAACUAAAGCCUUCAGUACAGUUUGUUGAACCUAUAUCGCCGCCUGAGGUGCUGAAUGCACGGAAAACACCGCGUUUCGGUCAGGGGCGCAACCCUCGGUCAUUGCGAGCAACUGAGCAAAAAAUGGCAAAAGAAAAAAUACAGAGUUCUUCUCGUGUGAUAACCCCAACCAACAGCAUAGAAACAGUGCCCCAUUUAAAAUCUGUGCAACCCCUAAAAUCCCCCAGUGUAACUACUGAUGAACCCCCCAUGGAUGUUGUACCAGAACAACUAAGUGCUUCCCAGGAUAAACCAACAACAACAGGGGAGUUCAGACUGCAUGAUGAGAAUAAUCAAAGGACAUUUGUUCUGUCUAUGUCCAAAGAUGCCAAUAUUAUUUCUGAGCAGAUGCACCAAGAAGCUAUGAGCAGUCUGAGAUUAGCCGGAGUAAGUACUUCAGAAGGCUCAGGGAAAGAAAAUGUCCCGGUCGAUGAACAACUUAAAAGCAAAAGCAGCCUCAUCGAGGUGGAUCUCUCUGAUCUUAAAGAACCCGAAGAAGAAGGAGAAGAGACCGAUCACCCUGAAAAAACCAAGGACAUCAUUAGCGAUGACCAGAAAUCGGGUUUGGGAUUUUUCUUCAAGGAUGAACAGAAAGCUGAAGACGAGCUGGCAAAGAAACGUGCAGCCUUUCUGAUGAAGCAGCAGCGCAAAGCUGAAGAGGCACGGCACAGAAAGCACCAGCUGGAGGCUGAAGUUGAACAGAAACGUGACGAAGCUCGUCGCAAAGCUGACGAAGACCGAAUACGAAAGGACGAAGAGAAGGCCCGGAGAGAGCUCAUCAAGCAGGAAUAUCUCCGAAGGAAGCAACAACAGAUUCUGGAAGAACAGGGGCUUGGCAGGCCGAAGCCUAAACCGAAACCCAAGAAAACUCGCCCCAAAUCUGUCCAUCGAGAAGGAUCAUACAGUGACUCUGGAACUAAAUAUUCCUCUACACCUGAUAAUUUAAGCAGUGCUCAGUCUGGAUCAAGCUUGUCCUUGGCCUCAGGUGCUACUACAGAAGCUGAGAGUGUGCACUCAGGAGGGACCCCAUCACACAGAGUGGACUCCGUGGAUGCUCUUUCAGGAAUGGGCAGGCACCAGAGCAGGAAUGCAGAACGAGACUGGGAGAAUGCAUCAACUGCAUCUUCUAUUGCGUCUGUAGCAGAAUAUUCAGGUCCCAAACUGUAUAAAGAGCCAAGCAGCAAGUCGAAUAAACCAAUUAUUCACAACGCUAUAGCCCAUUGCUGUCUAGCAGGAAAAGUCAAUGAGGCAAUAAAAAAUUCAACCUUGGAGGAGCUAGAGAAGUGCGACUCCAACCACUACAUUAUCCUUUUCCGCGACGCCGGCUGUCAGUUUCGAGCACUUUACUCCUACUACCCAGACACCGAAGAGAUCUGUAAACUGACGGGGACUGGCCCGAAGAACAUCACCAAGAAGAUGAUCGAUAAAAUUUACAAAUACAGCUCGGACAGAAAACAGUUUACCGUGAUCCCGGCCAAAACCAUGUCGGCCAGCGUGGACGCGCUGACUAUCCAUAACAAUUUGUGGCAAGCCAAGAGGCCCGCCUUGCCAAAGAAAAAUCCCUUGUGCAAGUAACACCUGCUGGGCAGAUGAAUCUCUGGUUUAGAGAGAGCAAAAUGUUAACUUUAUUUUCACCCGUGGAUACAAAUUCUGCUGCACUUUGAAUGUUUUUCUCUCUUUUUUUUUUCUUCAAGGGAAUUUUAAGGCUAAAUCCCACUUGCUGUUUCAGACCUCUCCAGCACCAAAACUGAUAGAACUGAAGGAAAUCAAAAUCAGUGUUCAUCCCUCUUGUGUUUCGUUUGUUGCUGCCUCCUGUUUUCUCCCUGAAUGAAUGGGUGAUUAUGUGCUGUGAAUCUCAACAUGGAUAAUAAUUCCAUGGAAGGAAGACGUUGCAUGCAACAAGAGUCGCUAUCCAGUGGACUUACUUUUACUUGAAGUGCUCCCCAUACAUCUAUAAACCCGCGGCGUCUCCCGUCGGAAACAAAAUUGGAAUAGAGUCGCUGACGGGUUUCGGUCAGCGGGAGAUUUAAACAGACCAUAAUAAGCCCCUUUAUAUUUUAGAAUUGAAAGAUAGUAUAUGAGCCCGGAAUAUUAAAUAGUACACACAUUUUAUUUCUUUUGUUUUUCUUUAGUGCAGUGAUGCUUGGUGGCAGAUUUAUUAAUGGGCAGAUUUAUCAAAGGUCAAAUUUCUAAUCUAUGUGAAUUAUUUUACUCUA